Acaulospora morrowiae is the source of this 1931-nucleotide messenger RNA. NCBI's taxonomy places the organism in Eukaryota, Fungi, Glomeromycota, Glomeromycetes, Diversisporales, Acaulosporaceae. The record is from the annotation of a GenBank genome assembly.
AUAGAUUAAAUCAAAAAGGAGUUUAUUCCAAUGUCAUCUCAUUCUGCGCGAGAGUACUAGCUUUAUGCUUCUUUAAAAUUCCUGGUGUUGGUUUCGCAUUACUCCACGCAUUACCUGUAAACAGAUUUCAUAUCAAAAGAUUAUUAAGGGAGGCCGUUGGUGACGAUUAUUUAAGCAUCGACCAAAUUUCAAAACAAAAUAACAAAAUUGUCUCGCUAUUUCCGGAACAUUUAAAAAUUCUUUGCUUCUCAAAUUUGCAAACAUGGUGGGGACAGAUUGAAAACGCGAAACGGAUUUGGGGGGAACCACCAAUUGAAAUGAAUGGAAAUUGGAUGAGGAGAUGGCAGAGUGAUGAUAGUGAACUGUUUUUUUCAUUUUAUAAACAUUAUCACGUCGUUCUUAAAUCAUACCUCGCGACACACCUCGCGACUUUGGCAAAUACCAAAUCAAUGACUCCUCCAUAUCAAUAUAUCACUUCACCUGGGUAUAUCCAUCUAGCUUCCUUUUUCCUUCUUAAGAUAGAAUCUCUUGUUAAUCGUAGUAUUCACAUAAUCACUACAGUCAUUCAAUUCGAGCAUUCAAAAAAUAUACAAAAUUCUGUUUCUACCGUAUCAGGAGUUUCAACCGAGAUGAAUUCAAAUGUUGCUGUUGUUGAUACUUAUGCUACAGCUGGAAUUGGAAAUAGCACCGUUAAUGGGGACAUUGCUAACACAAACACAAAUAUAAGCGGAUUGAUGAAUAGUGGUCAAUCUAAUGAAAAACCUAAAGUAUUAGAAGUAGCAGAAAAACGUUUCGUAGAAACUAUGGUUUCCAUUGCAGAAAAUGGGGUUUUCCAGGAAAUGUGUAAUGCUUGGACCAAGGCUUUAAUUAAAAAAACAAAUAUGUACGAUGUAGAGGGGGUAUUUUGUUUACUGGACUUCAUUGGUGCAUUAAUAGUCGAAUUAGAUUCCAGGGAUAAUGCUAUUGUAUCUUCCGAGUCAAUGACCACUUAUACUCCUAAUUCAAACGAUACAUUUGAUUCACUUUUUUCACCGCCUAACCUUACAAAUAUACUCGACGUCACCUCUUAUAUCUCACUGGUUAAAAUAAUACUUGAUAAAUCGGAUCAUACGAUCACAAUUCUACGAACAAUAAGUUUUGUUUAUACCCACUUUCCCCUUCUAACUUCACGUCCUGUUUAUUUGAAGCAAUUGGUCAAAGAUGUAAUUUUGGAUGAAGAUAUAUUUGAGCGAAUGAUUUGUCACUGGUCUAGAAAUAUUAGGAUCUACUUUAUGAGAUUAUUGGUAUGGCGGGUCGGUAGAAUCGGUGGAGGGAUCGGAAAAAGAGAUGAUGGUAAAGAUUUUGAAGGUGAUAGGAGUGAGGAAGAAGAUCUCGUGGUUGACGAACCUUCUGAAUUAGCUGAUGAUUCUAAUAGUGAAAAUCAAAAAAGAUCUGAUAAUUUGAUUCCUUCACCACCGUCGUCAAUUACUUCUGAUUCCAAAUCUUCAGCCUCAUCAGCAAAAAAAAAUAAGAUACUUUCUAUGAAGGGCUUGAUUUCUUCGUCCAGCAAGGAUCCCUCAACAGCCGCGGCCCUAUUUCGCUGGAUAUUUUCCAAUAAAUCACAUAAACCAGUUUCUCUGGACUCGGAUCCGGAACCUACGAUCACUAUAAAUACACCACCCACUCCAAUACGUACAGACAACAAACAAUUGUUUACCCCUGUUUGGUCUUACGCGCCUCACAGACAUACGUAUGCAGGAAAAGCAAUUGUGGAGUAUGAAGCUGUUAACCAAGAAUAUGCUGAAUGGUGUGCCCAAGUGGCGAAUGUGGAAAGUAGGAUUUUACUUGGCGGUUAUAACUCCAUGACGAAUUACAACAUAAAGGCGAUGGCGGCAAGAUUUCCUGUUUUGACCGUGGAGUAUCCAAAAUAUUUUGGGAAUUCAUUGAUGUGA